GGAUCUACCGCACAGAAAAAGACAAAGGCACAUUGUAUGAGCUGACUUUCAAAGGAGAUUCAAAACAUCAGUUCAAGAAGAUUGUUUUAUUCCGGCCAUUUGGUCCUGUGAUGAAAGUGAAAAAUGAAAAUGUCAAUAUAGCUGACACACUUAUUAAUGUCAUUGUGCCAUUGGCCAAGAGAGCCAGCAAAUUUCGCCAAUUCAUGCAGAAUUUCAGGUGAGUUUCCAUUCCACAGUACAAGCAAUUACAUUCCACCAUCGUUUACUUUGGAAAAGAGCAAAUGAAUGAAGUCAAAUCGAUACUUGAAAAUACCUCCAAGUCAGCUAACUUCAAGAACUUCACCUUCAUCCAUCUGAAUGAAGAAUUUUCCAGGGGCAAAGGAUUAGACGUUGGUGCUCGACUCUGGAAAGGAAACAAUGUUGUUCUCUUUUUUUGUGAUGUGGAUAUAUAUUUCACAGCUGAAUUCCUAAACUCCUGCAGAUUGAACACACAGCCAGGGAAAAAGGUGUUUUAUCCUGUUCUCUUCAGCCAGUAUAACCCCAGUAUAAUUUAUGGCCACCAUGAUUCCAUCCCAUCUUUGGAACAGCAGCUGGUCAUUAAAAAAGAAACCGGAUUUUGGAGAGACUUUGGUUUUGGGAUGACUUGCCAGUACAGAUCUGAUUUUAUUAACAUAGGUGGCUUUGAUCUGGACAUUAAGGGCUGGGGUGGUGAAGAUGUACAUCUGUACCGCAAGUACCUUCACAGCAACCUCAUCGUGAUCCGCACGCCUGUCAGGGGCCUCUUCCACCUGUGGCACGAAAAGCAAUGUCUGGACGAGCUGACCCCAGAGCAGUACAAAAUGUGCAUGCAGUCCAAGGCCAUGAACGAGGCCUCUCAUGGCCAGCUUGGGAUGCUUGUUUUCAAGCAAGAGAUUGAGACACACCUUCACAGGCAGAAACUGCACAGUAAGAAGACAUGA
Merops nubicus (carmine bee-eater) is the source of this 959-nucleotide messenger RNA. It is a transcript of the gene CSGALNACT1, whose product is annotated as chondroitin sulfate N-acetylgalactosaminyltransferase 1. Gene Ontology annotation, cellular component: Golgi cisterna membrane. The transcript is spliced from 8 exons. Gene Ontology annotation, molecular function: glucuronosyl-N-acetylgalactosaminyl-proteoglycan 4-beta-N-acetylgalactosaminyltransferase activity. The record is from RefSeq and is a predicted model, not a curated record. NCBI's taxonomy places the organism in Eukaryota, Metazoa, Chordata, Aves, Coraciiformes, Meropidae. The annotation marks the transcript as partial.